GCCGGGCGGCCGGCGGCGCAUCCGGGACACGGCGGACAUCCUCCUGCGCAGGGACGGCUCGGUCAGCGCGCGGCGGGAGUCCGGAGCGGCGGCGUGGUCGUGGUCAGUUUCAGCGGCAUUUGUCCACCUGAUGCCUCCAGGACAGGCCCCGCAGAACACUGGCUGCUCCCAAAGUGAUGCUUGGCUGCCUCCUCACUUGAGACCUGCCCGCCCAGCCGACAUCUGCAGGGGAAACAGACAUACUUUUCUCUUCGCACAGGCUCUCCACCCUGAAAGCCCCGGGCAGGCGGAGGGUGGAUGCAGGGCUUCCACAGGGCUGUGCCUCCUUUCACCUCCAGCCUUCUCUGUUCUUAUGUGAAUCCACACACUGCCCUACUUUUCCGUGUGUGUUUGUUUUUUUGUCAGUUUUGAUGCUAAAAUUUUUCACAAGACCCAUUCUUCACGCCUGGGUGCCUCACGUGACCCGUCCACCAGAGCCCACAACAAUGGUGUCACCGGCCAGCUCGGAAGCCCAGGUGGUGCAGUCGCUGGGCUUCGCCAUCUACCGCGCGCUGGACUGGGGGCUGGCCGAGCACGAGGAGCGGGAGCUCAGCCCGCAGCUGGAGCGGCUCAUCGACCUCAUGGCCAACAGCGACUGCGAUGAUGACGGCGGUGGCGGGACGGCCGACGAAGGAUACGGGGGUCCCGAGGAGGAGGAGGAGGCAGAGGGCGGCCCCCGCACCGUGCGCACCUUCGCGCAGGCUAUGCGCCUGUGCGCCGCGCGCCUGACCGAGCCCCGGGGCGCACAGACCCACUACCAGGCCGUGUGCCGCGCGCUCUUCGUGGAGACGCUGGAACUGCGCGCCUUCCUCGCCAGGGUCCGAGAGGCCAAGGAGAUGCUACAGAGGUUCCGGGAAGAUGAACCGCAGGCAGAGAAGCCCCUUGUGGAGCUGGAUAGCCUGAGGCGCACAGACUGGGCCCGACUUUGGGUCCAGCUCAUGCGGGAGCUCCGCCAUGGGGUGAAGCUAAAGAAGGUGCAGGAGCAGGAGUUCAACCCCCUGCCCACAGAGUUCCAGCUUACCCCCUUCGAGAUGCUCAUGCAGGACAUCCGCGCCAGGAACUACAAACUGCGCAAGGUCAUGGUUGACGGGGACAUCCCUCCCAGAGUGAAGAAAGAUGCCCACGAACUCAUCCUGGACUUCAUCCGCUCCCGGCCUCCACUGAAGCAGGUCUCAGAGAGAAGGCUUCGCCCCUUACCCCAGAAGCAGAGAACUCUGCACGAGAAGAUCCUGGAGGAGAUCAAGCAGGAACGCAGGCUGCGCCCCGUGGAGGGCAGGCGCUGGGACGGCCGGGGCGAGCGGGGGUUCGGCUCUCUGCCCUGCAUCCUCAAUGCCUGCUCUGGGGACGUCAAGUCCACUUCCUGCAUCAACCUGUCCAUCACGGAUGUUGGGAGCAGCGCCCAGCGCCCAAGGCCCCGAGUUCUGCUCAAGGCGCCUACUUUGGCUGAGAUGGAAGAGAUGAACACCUCUGAGGAGGAAGAGUCACCGUGCGGAGAGGGGACGCUGAAGCGAGACCGCUCUUUCUCGGAGCACGACCUGGCGCAGCUCCGGAGUGAGGUGACCUCUGGCCUGCAGCCAGCCCCUCAGCCCCCCGGAGGCCUGGAGUUGCCCCGGCCUCGAGCAGGCAGCAUGCAAUCCUGGAGGCCCAGCCCCCUGGAGCCGGGUUCCCUCCCCGUCAGUGUCCAGUCCCAGCCUGACCCCAGCUCCCUACCACGCAGUGACGUGGGCUCAGUCGAGGACAGGCAGGGGGCCUCUGCGGCCCCGGACAACAGUCACCUGUGGCUGGAGUUCAGCCACCCUGUGGAAAGCCUGGCUCUGACAGUGGAAGAAGUGAUGGAUGUGCGCCGUGUGCUGGUGAAGGCAGAGAUGGAGAAAUUCCUGCAGAACAAGGAGCUCUUCAGCAGCCUGAAGAAGGGGAAGAUUUGCUGCUGCUGCCGAACCAAGUUCCCACUAUUCUCAUGGCCGCCCACCUGUCUCUUUUGCAAGAGAGCCGUCUGCAACUCCUGUAGCAUAAAGAUGAAGAUGCCUUCUAAGAAGUUUGCUCACAUCCCCGUCUACACACUGGGCUUUGAGAGUCCUCAGAGGCUGUCAACUGCCAAAACCACACCAACACAGAGAAGAGACGCGUUCCAAUCCCUGCAAGGGCUGCAGUGGCGGAGCGUGGAGGAAGAGUUCCCGCACAUGUACACCCACGGCUGUGUCAUGAAGGAUGUGUGCACUGACUGCACUGGCUUCGUGGCGGAUGUGGUCCACUCCAGCCGCAGGAGUGUGGAUGCCCUCAACACCACGCCACGUCGUGCCCGCCAGACCCAGUCCCUGUAUGUCCCGAACACCUGGACACUCGACCUCAAGUGAUGACCCGUAGCCCCUGGGCUGCCUGGCAAAUGCUUCUCAAGGUGCCCCCAGACGGCCAUGCCUCCAGGGAGGAGCUGGGCUAGGCCUGGACCCAGGCUGAUGAGUCUCCAUCCUGGGACAAGAACCCCCAUCCUCCUGAUGUGCAUGUACAUAUAUACAUAUGUUUAUAUAAUAUAUACACACAGCCUAUAUAUUUAUAUUCACGUCCCCUGGCCCCCAGAGCUCACUCCAGGACCCUCCCUGGGGAGACUGUUCCUCUCAGGAUUCCUUGGGCGGGGUGGGGG
This is a messenger RNA of Dama dama (fallow deer), 2677 nucleotides long. RefSeq names its product spire type actin nucleation factor 2 (gene SPIRE2). Gene Ontology annotation, cellular component: cytoplasmic vesicle membrane; cell cortex. The record is from RefSeq and is a predicted model, not a curated record. NCBI's taxonomy places the organism in Eukaryota, Metazoa, Chordata, Mammalia, Artiodactyla, Cervidae. The transcript is spliced from 16 exons. Gene Ontology annotation, molecular function: actin binding. Gene Ontology annotation, biological process: actin filament polymerization; intracellular transport; Golgi vesicle transport. Bases 411 to 2393 code for a protein of 660 amino acids.